Messenger RNA from Colletotrichum phormii, 441 nucleotides. RefSeq lists its product as uncharacterized. Bases 1 to 441 code for a protein of 146 amino acids. The record is from RefSeq and is a predicted model, not a curated record. The transcript is spliced from 3 exons. Lineage: Eukaryota; Fungi; Ascomycota; Sordariomycetes; Glomerellales; Glomerellaceae.
AUGCUAUUCGUGAUAGCAGAAGUUGUGGGACAAGCCAAAUGGUCAUGGAUGGCGGUGCCGCGGCCGCUACGCCAUGUCGAACGUUUUGACAAUGCUGGCAGAGGUGCAUGGGGCUCUUUGAAGUUCUUGCUUUUCAUACCUAAACAAUCCGCAACUGUAAUAGGUGCUCUGGUUGUGAUAGCUUCCUACGCCACCGGCCCCCUAUCCCAACAAGCCGUCAAAACAUACCCUUGCGAGGUUUCGUCCAAGGGUGUUGCUCGCAUCUCAGUUGCAGAACGGGCUACAAACGUGGACUCCCCGCGAGCUAUUGGAUUCCUCAGUCCGCAGAUGAGCACCGUCGCCAUUAAUGGUUUACUUGGUAUCCCUCCCGACGUUUCUCAGCUGUUCCAGUGCGAUUCGGGCAACUGUGUAUUCGAAGCCAUGUCUGGAAUCACGCAUUAA